ACGUUCCCUCACUGUAGUUCCUUGAUGUGACAGUUGCAAUAGAGAAGUGCUCUGUACAGCAGCAACAGAAGCGCCACAGCCCUGAACCCAAGCCUUGGCGACCCUAAUCCAUGACCCCUGGACGAGGACCGUUGUGUCCUGACAUGCCUGUGAAAGGUGCCCUAUCCCAGGGAGUGUGCAACCAGCCAUGGAGCAGCAGGCCUGGAUACUGAGGAACUUCCUGGUCCAGCUGGAGAGACAGGAGGCUGUGGACGAGCAGGCGCCUAAUGGCAUUGCUGGGGAGUUUAUGAGGUUGAAAAACCAGUCGAUUAAGUACCGCACUGACAAGACCUACCCGACCAAGACAGCAGAAAAGCAAGAGAACAACAAGAAGAACCGAUACAAAGACAUCGUUCCCUUCGACCACACCAGAGUAAAGCUCACUCUCACCACUGCUAAAAAUGACAGCGAAUACAUCAACGCCAGUUUCAUCAAGGGAGUGUCAGGCUCUAGUGCCUACAUUGCUACUCAGGGUCCUCUGUCUCACACAGUACUGGACUUUUUGAGGAUGCUUUGGGAGUACAACAUCACGGUUGUGAUAAUGGCCUGUCGAGAAUUUGAGAUGGGAAAGAAAAAGUGUGAGCGCUACUGGCCACAGAAACAAGAGCAGCCAUUUUUGUGUGAGCCUUUCACAGUUUACUGUGAUUCUGAGGAAAACAAAGGAGAUUAUAUGACAAGGAUGUUGAGGGUGACUUAUCGCAACUGUAGCCGAACUCUGAAACAGCUGCACUAUUUCAACUGGCCAGAUCACGGUGUACCAGACUCCAUCCCUCCCAUUCUGGACAUGUUGCACGAGAUGCGAUCCUAUCAAGCCCAUGACGAUGUCCCCUUUUGCAUCCACUGCAGUGCUGGCUGUGGUAGGACAGGUGUCCUUUGUGUCAUUGAUUAUACCUGGAACCUCCUGAAGAAACAGAUGAUCACUCCAGAUUUCAAUAUCUAUGACUUGGUUCAAGAUAUGAGAACCCAGAGGCCCUCAGUGGUUCAAACCAAGGAGCAAUAUGAGCUGGUGUAUAGAACCAUCAAGUUGCUGUUUGAGAGAUAUCUGCAGUCCUUGGAGGCACAGACCUGCAGAAAUAAGGUGACAACGGCCCCAUCUUCCAUCACGACUGACACUGAAAGCGAGCUCUCUGACCUGAGUGAGGAGUUGGAUUUGCGGCCACAAUUCCAGCACCUUCUUGAUGAGGAGAGGGAUGUUUUGCAACAGUACCACACUCCCUUGCCUUCCGCUUCAGAAAACCACAUUGCCUUGAGAGCCAAGGACUUGCCGAGGGAUCAGGAACAAUGGCACCUACUCCGAACGCUUCCUGAGGCCCCGACCAUCCAGGACCCGCAGGAGGGACCUAAGAUCCCCGUAACACAGGCGCAUACCAGCCAGAGAGCCCCUGCAGAAGAGGAGAGGAUAAAGGAAAGCGAUGACAUACCAUCACUGAACCCUUCACCUUCACCGGCUGUGGCAGCAGCCAUUUGUCUGAUGGUGGAAGACCCUUACUUUGACAUACCAAUGAGCUCCCCUUCAUCAGAGGAAGCACCAAUGGACUUGACUAAAGACGCCAAACAAUGGACAGAUAGCCUCAUCUUCAGCACGCCCUCCCUGUGUCUGAAUGACCAGACUCUGGAGCUUAACUCUCCUGCCUCAGGUACUGUUGAAGUUCGUAGAGAUGAGGAGGUACCUCCUCCCCUACCUCAACGAACCCCUGAAUCCUAUGUAAUAGCUGUGGAUGCAGAGCACCCAGAUCCCUGUGAAAGGUUAACGCUCAUCAUUCCACCCAAUGCUGCUGCUGAGGCUGUCAGGGAGUUGGGAAGCAGCCCCCCCUCCCCUGCCCCCGCACUUCCUGAGAGGACCCCAGAAUCAUUUGAGUUGCCACUUGAUCAAGCCCCCGUGAAGCUGAAGUCAGAGGUCAAGCCGGCAGUGAAGCUGAACAGAAUAGGAAUGUCUUCAGAAUGGUCUGGUGACUCAGUGCCAGCUGCCUCUGCAUCUCAGAGUGAAACGAAACCAUGGGUGAGGAGUAAGAGUCUGAAAGUAAAGAUGACCUUCACAGUUCCAGAAACACAUCCUGAUCUUCCAUCAAAUAUAACUUCAAACCUCCACCCUCACUGUCCACCUCAGGAACCACCGACUCCUCCGCUGCUUCCUCAAACUGAGGAGAGCCUGAAUCCUCUACUUCCUGACAGAACCCCCGAGUCCUUCAUCCUCACCACAGAAGAGAUUCACGAGAAAACCGCACUCUUCCCGCAGCCCUCAACGUGGCCCUUACCGAGGGUAGGCUUCUCAUCUGAGUGGGAUGGCACCGCUCAGUCUAAGAAAUUCCUCAACGUUGUUAUGAGCCGGAGCAAGAGUGUUCGAGCUAAAAGUUCCAGACAAGAGCCCCUUACUGCGGUUCGGCAGCUUGCUCCACCUCCUGUGGUCGUGGCUGGAGCAGGAAGUGCGCAAGUGGGGCAGCAUGAUGUGAACCGCAGGCCCUCUCUGAAGACUGAGACAUCAGGAAACAAAUCAGACAAAAGCAACGAGAAGGACCUGUCUCGAUCAAGGAGUCUGAAGUUUUUUAGACACAAACAAAAACCUAAAACUGACCCUUCACCGGCUCCCAGCCAACCUGGAACACAACCUCCAGCACAUGGCGCUUCAUCUUCAGUGUUCAAAUUUGGAUUUGGGAACCGUUUUGGAAAGCCAAAAGGCCCCAGGAGUUAUCCAGAGACCUGGGUUUGAUAUUUAGAGUCAGCCAUCUCUAAAUAUCCAAGCUGGACCUGUUCUUGUAAUGGUGAUCAACAUAAUCCAUUGCACCGCUAUAGGACUCGUAUGCAGUGGACCUGAAACGCACUUCUCUUCUCUCGCACAGCACAGUAGCACCCUCAGCAGCAGAGAACAGGAAGUACCUCGUUACCAGCUCUGAUGCACUUUGUACAGGAUGUCAACUAAGGUUGAUUUUUAAUCUGUGAGCAUCGCUCACUGAACAACACGGACAGCAAACGAUGACUUUAAUGUUGACUCAAAAACUCAGGCGAUAGAAUAAUUUGCUUGGGCAGUCUGCAGUGAGAAGUUUGACACUUCUUGUUUUAAUGCUUAAAGCAACGCUGUUAUACUAAAACAUAUUUCGUUAUGUGUGUGCAUUUGUGCUUUUGGAAUGAAAUGUGAAAACCGGUAUGACUUUGCAUCUACUUCAUCACUUUUUCUAUUAUAAAGACAAAAAACUAAACAUCAUUCAGUGUACAAUGCGUGUCAUUUAGUUUUUCUGCCAUAAUUAACACGUCCAUCUUUAGUUUAUAAAUUAAUUUUAAAGGAUUGUCAACUUGUCAAAAGGUACAGUGAAUGUGAUGUAUACCGACUAUGCAUAUGAUGUACCUGUACAGUUAAACAGUGUUAUACACACUGGUUACACACAAAAUUAUUUAUUAAAAAUAUAGAAAGUCUCUGCACUCUUAUUGUGUUUUCUCUACUGUCUGUAACUGAUCACCCAGGAAACUGACAACACUGAUUCAAAAUGCCUCAGUACAAACAUCAACAACAUCAAUCACUGGUGCUAGAACACAGCGCCACAACAGGUACAAAGGUAUCGUAACUUAUUCCUACAUUGAGCUAGUAAGACAAACAUAUUUCUGACAAACUAAAACAAUAACUGAACAGGAUCUCGUAGGCAUGACACUAUGACUUAGUAAUUGUAUCUCUCAGGUAACGUUCAGAUAAAAAGCAUCACGUGAGCAAUAUUUGUAAUAAAUAAAAAAACUAAACAAGAUGCACUACGGCAUCAAUAAAUAACCCUCACAGUUUUAGCUGAGGCAAAGCAUACACAGUACAAGGCACUAAAACAUAGCCAGUGGUAGAGCACAGGCAGUAUCACAACAUCACUUCCUGUAUAGUAGAUAAAAGGACUCGGAGGUUCAGAUGAACUGUGAAUCUGAUCAGAAACUUUGGGUGACAAUGUUUAACGUUAUUUUUAGGACAGUUCAGUCUUUGAUCAUUUUGAUACAGGACUCAUUAUUUCCACCUAUAAGAAAAAAACAGGCAUUCACAAUAUAAAUCCCCACAAUAACACUCGAACCCUACCACAGGAACCCUCUACAAUGGUCCUCAUCACCCGCGUGACAAAACCAGCUCAAAACUAAAAGGUGAGAGUGAAUUUAUAUCAAAUGAAUCCCCAUGUUCCCAGCUAUAACAACAACAACAUAAUAUAUACAUACCAAAU
Molecule: messenger RNA, 4220 nt
Organism: Anarrhichthys ocellatus (wolf-eel)
Lineage: Eukaryota; Metazoa; Chordata; Actinopteri; Perciformes; Anarhichadidae
Gene: ptpn22
Product: protein tyrosine phosphatase non-receptor type 22
Exons: 26
Coding region: 188-2746 (852 amino acids)
Biological process (GO): T cell receptor signaling pathway; negative regulation of T cell activation; protein dephosphorylation
Cellular component (GO): cytoplasm; nucleus
Molecular function (GO): non-membrane spanning protein tyrosine phosphatase activity
Source: RefSeq, a predicted model, not a curated record